AUGUCUCGGGACGUCUGGCGCCACGACGCCCAGGUCUGCUGGAGCCUGCUGGGCGCCAUCGCGGCCGCCUUCAACUGCAAGGCCCUCAAGGUGGUGAUAAACCAGGCGCGCCCCGAGGGCGCACGGAAGGCGGACCCAGGAAUGCCGUCCUCACACGCGCAGAGCCUGGGCUUCCUGUCUGGCUACGCCGCCUGCGGGCUGCUGACCCUGGGGUGGCCCGCGCCCUGGCCCGCAGCCGCGGCGGGCUCGACGCUGGCCUGCGGCGCGUUCCUGUCGUGGCUGCGCGUCGAGCUCGGCUUCCACACCACGCCGCAGGUGCUCGUCGGGCACUCGCUGGGUGCGCUGUCGGCGGCGGCCUGGUGGCGGCUCGGGCAGGGCUGGGCGUUGCAGGCG
Prorocentrum cordatum is the source of this 393-nucleotide messenger RNA. Lineage: Eukaryota; Dinophyceae; Prorocentrales; Prorocentraceae. The record is from the annotation of a GenBank genome assembly.